AACUCAUUUGCUCCACGACAUUGUGCGGUUGAGUGGAUGGAGCAGGAGGAUGUCAGCAGAAUAGAACAGCCGUCUUUUCUAUUAUUAUAAACUAAAUAUUAUUUUUCCUCAUCAAAACCCUUCCUGUUAAAAUAGUACAAAGUGACAAAGAGACUCUUCUCCCCGAUUUAAACGGCGCUUGAGUUUAAUUAGAAGAUGAAGGCUACUACUCCGGUUCGCUCCCAGAAGGAUUCCUCCAGCUGCAACGAAUUCUCCUUGCGUUAUUUAUCAGAGCACAGCGUGAGCAUCGCCCGAUGCAAAAUGGAAGAGGAAGAUCUUUUCUGUCUGCAGUACGACAUGAACGACUGCUACAGUCGCCUGAAGCGGCUGGUACCUACCAUUCCGCAAAAUAAGAAAGUCAGCAAAGUGGAGAUUCUCCAGCAUGUCAUUGACUAUAUCCUGGACCUUCAGCUCGCUUUGGAAACGCAGCCAGUUCUCUUGAAACAACAACACGGGAUAUGUCCACCAGCCUCUACCCGGACACCGCUGUCUGUUCUCAACACGGAUCCGAGGUCGUCAGUUGUCAAUAAGCAAGAAGAUUCGAUUUUGUGCCGCUGAGUCGUAAAGUGUACCGGAUUGGUGUGCAGAGAGCCCAUCCAAAGCCAAGCUUCGGCAGGGAAUCCAAAGCACACCAGGCCCAACGUGGGAUUGCAAAGCAGUACUGAACUAAUGGCUACUAAACCAUAACAUCUAAACAUUUCAGUGUUAACUGUCAGUGAUGGCUGAGUCAGCCAUCAUUCUUCUCAGUUCAGUUUGCUGAAAGGCUGAAUAAUUUGGACAAACAAUCUCUCUCUCUGUUUAUUUUUAUCUCUCCCUCCUUCCCUUCCUCCCUCCUGAUAGUAUGAUUUGUCACUUGAUUGUCCCUAAAGUCACACCAGGAUAAAAGCUGUCUAAUUUUUACUAAGAAAUGUCAGACUGUAAAGCUUUACAAAUAACAAUGAAAGUUAAAACAUUCUGACAUCUAUUGUUAAAAAUAGAUGAUUUGUGUUCAACAGGGAUUUCUCUGAAAUUCAAUUGUUUAAUAUUGUAAAGAAGGAAAAUAUGUGUUGACAAAUAAUACUGUAUAUAAAGAAAAAAUAGGAUGUUCUAUAAAUGUAUGUGGGAAAAAUAUCUAUAUGCUCAAACUAUUGUAAUUAUAAGAUAUUUUUUAUUGAAAAGUUUUGUUUUGUAAAUAUUGUGCUUUCGCAUAAGUGUAGUGAAUAAAUACAUGAUUGUUCUGCUAAUAAAGUUCUCACGUCAUAAA
Messenger RNA from Electrophorus electricus (electric eel), 1282 nucleotides. RefSeq names its product inhibitor of DNA binding 4 (gene id4). Gene Ontology annotation, biological process: circadian regulation of gene expression; cell differentiation; negative regulation of transcription by RNA polymerase II. Gene Ontology annotation, cellular component: nucleus; cytoplasm. NCBI's taxonomy places the organism in Eukaryota, Metazoa, Chordata, Actinopteri, Gymnotiformes, Gymnotidae. Gene Ontology annotation, molecular function: transcription regulator activity; protein dimerization activity. The record is from RefSeq and is a predicted model, not a curated record.